Paramuricea clavata is the source of this 1042-nucleotide messenger RNA. The record is from the annotation of a GenBank genome assembly. Lineage: Eukaryota; Metazoa; Cnidaria; Anthozoa; Malacalcyonacea; Plexauridae.
AUGGAAAAAGGAAUUCAAGUUUGUAUUAAAAAGAAGCCAAAUAGUGGCAAGUUAAAUUCACAGUCGCAAACUGAGUGGACUGCUCAAGCUAGGGAAGAUGCUAGUACACAAUGCGGCAGUGAGGGCAAAAGUUAUGAGAAAUAUCGGCAAUAUAAAACAUUUGUUAAGUGGUCAUAUGAUCGUCUUAAAGAUGAAAUCCUGUGCAAUAAAGAUAUAUUGAAUAUAUUGAUUAGGUGGCUUAUGGAUGAAAAAACUAAUAGCGAAUAAAAGAAAAUGCAGCCACUGUAGUCAGAUGAUGAAAUUGGUUAUUGCGAGUGACAGAUCUGACAGGUUGAAAUGGGAAUAUAAGAAGUAAGCUAACAGGAAGCAACAUAAGGUUGAGGUCUCAAUUAGAAAAGAUAGUUGGUUCAAGAAAAGUAAUCUGACGCUUGAAGAGAUUGUAAAGUUAACAUAUUGGUGGUGCAGAGACAUAAGCCAAGAAAAUAUCCGACAUGAGGUUAAUGUGAGUGAACAUACCGCGGUAGAUUGGGAUAGCUUUUGCCAAGAGACUUGCAAAAUGACACUUUUAGAAAGAGAAGAUAAGAUCGGCGGACAAGGAAAGACUGUUCAAAUCGACGAGAGCAACUUUGGGAAGAGAAAAUACCAUAGAGGACAUAAAGUUGAAGGACAAUGGGUAUUCGGAGGAAUCGAAGAAGAAUCCCACAGAAGUUUUAUGGUCGCUGUUGAGAAGCGUGACCAGAAAACCUUAUUACCAUUAAUUCAACACCACAUAGCCAAGGGUAGUACAAUCAUCUCAGACUGUUGGAAAGCAUAUGUGAACCUUGAGAAACACAGGUAUGUGCAUAAGUGUGUCAAUCACUCAAAAGAAUUUGUGAAUGCAGAUGAUGAUCAUACAAACAAGAUCGAAGGUCACUGGCGACAGGCAAAGAUGCCUAAUUUUGGCGUGCAAAAAUCCAUGUUCUCAUCGCACUUAGCUCUUGUGGCGAUACAAAGGAAAGGACUUGUUCGAAACAUUCCUUAUAGAUUGAAACAUUCCUUAUAG